Molecule: messenger RNA, 4408 nt
Organism: Erythranthe guttata (spotted monkey flower)
Lineage: Eukaryota; Viridiplantae; Streptophyta; Magnoliopsida; Lamiales; Phrymaceae
Source: RefSeq, a predicted model, not a curated record
GAAAAUUGUAGAUAAAGUUGUGACCUUUUAUUUGGUAUAUUAUUUUCCCAAUUUGGAUAAGCAUACGGCCUGCUACAAUUUUUGGAAGAAAAUGUGACAACAAAUAACGUUGGAUUUUAGUUUAAUGUUCAUAGUUAGCAUCAAUCUGAGUCAUCAGUUAUUUGAAAUUUGUCUUAUGCACAUUGAGCAACAAUAAAGUAAUGUGAUCGAAAGUGAAGCUUAAGAAACUAAUGGAUUCUUAUUUCAGGUGUGUUAUUCGUUGUUGUUUACCUAAGAAAAUUUUGGUCUAUGGUGCUGCUGUUGGUGAUCUUUCGAUUUCGAUAGCGCGUUCCGAAGUUUAAAACAAUGGAAGUAUUCGCAGUUUGUGAUACAGUGAAGAAGGAUAACUGAUCGUUCCUCUCUCCACUCUCAGUCACCGAACCCUAAUUUCCCGAGGAAAUAAAUGCCAUCACUCCAAUCUCUGUAUUUCUCUUCGGCUAAACCCUUUCACAUAAACCCUAGAACCCCUGCAUUAUGGAGACUCCUCACCACAUCUUGCGCUUACUCUAAUCCCACUCCGGUUGAGAAUGCCGACUCCGAUGACUUCCGGGAACCUUUUUCCGGCCGGCCGGACAAUUUUUCCGGCCGCAAAAUUGAAGACGCGGUGGCGUUGGAUCCCGGAAAAUUGAGAGUCGAUUCAUCGAUUCCGUCUCGGAUUCCAGACCUAGAGCAUCUAAUAAGCAGAAGUUCCACUGCAUCACCAACUCAAGUAAGGCAGAUCCAUGCCCAACUACUCAGAACAGGUCUCUGUCAAUUCCCUUAUUAUAGAACCAAGCUACUCUCUCUCUAUGCCAACCACCGCUGCUUUUCCGAUGCGAAAAACCUUCUGUCGUUCGAACCCGAUAUUAUCUCAUUCACUACCCUUAUUAAUGCAUCUUCCAAGUUUAACGAUUUUGAUAACAUUCUCAGUGUAUUUUCUCGAAUGCUCAAACACGGCCUUUUUCCGGAUGCCCAUGUUUUGCCGAGUGUGAUCAAGGCUUGUGCCGGACUACUGGCUGUUAACAUCGGAAAGCAAGUUCAUGGGUUUUCUUUGGCAUCUGGUAUAUCCUUGGAUUCUUUUGUUCAGUCUUCUUUGGUUCAUUUUUAUGUGAAAUGUGAUGAAUUAGUUGACGCUCACAAGCUGUUUGAUAAUAUGGUUGAGAGAGAUGUUGUUUCUUGGAGCGCAUUGGCUGCUGGUUAUGCAAGGAAAGGGGAUAGAGUUAAUGCGAGAAAAGUUUUCAACGAGGUUAAAAAUCUUGGGUUUCAACCGAAUACUGUGUCUUGGAACGGUAUGAUUGCAGGGUUUAAUCAAAGUGGGUGUUUUCUCGAUGCAGUUUUGAUGUUUCAGCAGAUGCACAAACAUGGUUUUAAAUCAGAUGGGACUAGCAUUUCUAGUGUUCUUCCUGCAAUAGGUGACUUGGGGUAUUUAAGUACAGGCACCCAAGUUCAUGGGUAUGUGAUCAAGAACGGUUUUGCUGUUGACAAGUGUAUUGUAAGUGCACUCAUUGAUAUGUACGGCAAAUGCGGAUGUGCCUUAGAGAUGUCACAAGUGCUUGAAGAUAUGGGUCAAGUGGAAGUUGGGGCUUGCAAUGCACUAAUUACAGGGCUCGCUCGUCAUGGUCUUGUUGACAAGGCGCUGAGGGUGUUUAAAGAACUUCAGGGUCAACAAAUGGAAUUGAAUGUUGUUUCAUGGACUUCGGUUAUAGCGUGUUGCUCACAGCAUGGUAAAGAUAUCGAGGCUUUGGAGCUUUUUAGAGAAAUGCAGUCUGCUGGUGUGAAACCGAACGCUGUCACCAUCCCUUGCUUGCUUCCAGCUUGUGGAAAUAUUGCAGCGCUUAUGCAUGGAAAGGCUGCACACUGCUUCUCUCUUAGAAGGGGCAUUUCAGGCGAUGUUUAUGUAGGCAGUGCACUGAUCGAUAUGUACGCUAAUUGUGGAAAAAUCCAAUUAGCUCGAUGCUGUUUUGACAGGAUGCCUGUUCGUAAUUUGGUUUGCUGGAACGCAAUGUUGGGGGGAUAUGCAAUGCAUGGAAAAGCAAACGAAGCUAUUGAAUUUUUUCUCAUGAUGCAGAGGAGUGGACAGAAACCUGACUCUGUUAGUCUCACUAGUCUCUUAUCUGCAUGUAGCCAAAGUGGGCUUACGGAAGAAGGGCAUCGUUACUUUGACAGAAUGACCACGGAUCAUGGUAUUAAACCUAGAGUGGAGCACUAUGCUUGUGUUGUGAGUCUGCUUGGUCGUGCAGGAAAGCUUGAAGAGGCUUAUUCCAUGAUCGAGAAAAUGCCGUUUGAGCCCGACGCUUGCGUCUGGGGUGCAUUGUUAAGUUCCUGUAGAGUUCACCAUAACAUGAGCUUGGGUGAGGUUGCUGCUCGUAAAUUGUUCGAACUAGAACCAAUGAAUCCCGGAAACUACAUUCUUUGGAUUGAGGUGAAGAACAAAGUACACAUGCUUUUGGCUGGAGAUAAAUCGCUUCCUCAAAUGGCUCAAAUCAUGGACAAGUUAAAUAGAUUGAGCAUUGAAAUGAAGAAAGCAGGUUACUCGCCGAAUACCGACUAUGUGCUACAAGAUGUAGAGGAACAGGAGAAGGAGCAUAUCUUAUGUGGGCACAGUGAGAAGUUGGCUGUAGUUUUUGGUAUUCUGAAUACGAGUCCAGGGUGGCCUCUGAGAGUCACAAAGAACCUAAGAAUCUGCGGAGAUUGCCAUGCUGUUAUUAAAUGUAUUUCUAGGUUCGAGAGGAGAGAAAUUUUCGUCAGAGACACAAAUCGCUACCAUCACUUCAAAGAUGGUGACUGCUCGUGUGGGGAUUAUUGGUGAUUUGAGUUCUCUCUGGGGUAAAGAAAAACCUCCAGCAAAAAUACUCCUGAUUCUUGGCCUUGGACUUGCGAGUAUCUACUCCGAGGACGAACCCCUUGGGUUUGCUAACUGAUCCGAGCUCGCGCAAAGUAUCUUGGUAUUCCACUAUUAGGAGAUGAUGUGUACGGAGGAAUCAAGAACAUUCAGUCAAGGAACCGUAGUAGUUAUCACGAGCAAUUUCAGCAACUUGUUGCUAGAUUAGAAAGGCCUUGCCUUCAUGCUUUAAGACUCGGAUACGACGUAUUGAUUUUGCUGAGAUCCUGGAUUUGCUUCAGAACAUUGGCACAUUGAAGGCAACAUUUUUCAACAAAUCGCAACUUUUUUUGCCCUUGCUAAUCUGAAUUAAAGUGUAUUAGGAAAAAGUGAUAAGUGCUCAUUGGUCGAUUCGGUAAAGAAAAUGCGAGAGCUAUACCAACAACAGAAAGAAAGAGACUCUCUUGCUAGAGAUUGGAUUGCAACUGCAGCCCCACUACAACAAAAAACAUCUAUUACGACAUAUAGUUAGAGACACUUUUUCACAAGCGUCCCAAAUAAAGGAUAUUGGGACACUUCAUAAAUUGCAUCUAAUUAUUUAACUUAUCGGGGCACUUAUACCUCAAAUUGAAUUUGCGCAAAAAAAAAAAAAAAAGAUUAUAAAAUAAAUUCUUGUUUAUUAGUUCCAUUUUCUUUCCAUCUCAUUUAAUCUCCCAGCGUUCCCUUCUUAUGCACCGAACGUCUCAUCUCCUUGAAGUCGAGAAUUUCUUGAUUAAACUUAUGAAGUUCGACGGCAACAAUGUCAGGAAUGUUCGAGCGUUGAUGAGUUACGAUGUAAGAGUUUAAUAAAACAAAUUCAGCUAUGGUAGCAAUGACAAUGAAAGGUCCCUUAGGAGAUGUCUCAUGUGCUCUGGCUAGUGUGCAUCAGAUUGCAUAAUCUCUUUAUUACAUCUGAGUAUGGCGAUAAUUUAUUUAACGAAGUGAUCUUAUUACUGAGACUUAUCUUAAGCAACAGGUAAUGUAAUACUCAACUUUAUUCUUUUCUUACCUGUUUUCUUCGUGAUAAUUGUUUAAAAAAAUUUGGUUGCUACAGGGGAAGGCUGAUUUUUAACAAACCUAUAAUGAAGACUAUUCGGAAGGUGUUGAUUAAGUUGAAUGGUAUCAGGUGAAAAAAAAAGGUAAGAAUAAAUUUCUCGUAUAAUUAUGUUCAAACAAUUGGAAGGCUCUUGGAAUACAUAUUAUUUGGGCCGUUUUACUGGUAGAAAAAAAAAAGGAAUUUCCCCAAUGAUUAUAUUCAGAUAAAUAAGAGAUGGUUGCUUAUGCAAUUGCUUUGAAUGAUGAAUUUUAUUGUUGAUGCAAGCCAUCUAGAAUAUGAUGGGAGCUGAAUCAUACUGUUGAAGUUUAGAGUUGCUAGAGAUUAAAAGUUUAGUUAAUCAAGAUAUUCAAAUUUUACAUUAUAGGACUAUGAUUCCAUAAUGUUGGUUGGUUUGGAAGAUCCUUUGUAGUACUAUGAUUUUUCUAAGUUGAAUAUAUUUGAAAUUUUUGUUAUGAAAAUUGAGAUUAUUGUUA